AUGGAUACCGGUGAUCUUUAUAAAGCCGGUAGUAGUUUACGAGCACACAGUUCUUCGAUUUGGAGGGACAAUGCUAUUCAAGCAUUUUCUCGAUCUUCACGAGAAGAAGAUGAUGAAGAAGCUCUUAAAUGGGCUUCCCUUGAAAAGCUUCCCACUUUCAAACGAUUGAAGAAAGGUCUGUUGCAUGGAUCAACUGGUGUGACCAAUGAGGUUGAUGUAGAGAAUCUUGGGUUUGAACAAAGAAAGGCUUUGAUUGAGAGGCUGAUUAAAGUAGCAGAAGAAGAUAAUGAGCAGUUCUUGUUAAAGCUGAGGGAUCGAAUUGAUAGUAAUGGUUUUGUGUUCUUCCGUGGAAUUCUCAGAGUUGGAAUUGAUUUGCCUGAAAUUGAAGUUAGAUUCGACCAUCUAAAUAUUGAAGCAGAGGCUUAUGUAGGAGGCAGAGCUCUACCUACUUUCCUUAACUUCUGUGUUAAUAUAGUUGAGGGAUUCUUGAACAUUUUCCAUGUACUCCCUGGUAGAAAGAGGCAUGUAACUAUCCUCCAUGAUGUUAGCGGAAUCAUCAAGCCUUGCAGAAUGACAUUGCUUCUAGGUCCUCCAAGUUCUGGAAAGACAACACUCUUGUUGGCUUUGGCCGGGAAACUUGACCCUGAUCUACAGGUUUCCGGUAGGGUGACAUAUAAUGGCCACGGCCUGCAUGAGUUUGUACCCCAGAGAACUGCGGCCUACAUAAGCCAACAUGAUCUUCAUAUAGGUGAAAUGACUGUGAGAGAAACGUUUUCGUUCUCUGCUAGAUGCCAAGGGGUUGGAUCCCGAUAUG
Messenger RNA from Ilex paraguariensis (yerba mate), 814 nucleotides. NCBI's taxonomy places the organism in Eukaryota, Viridiplantae, Streptophyta, Magnoliopsida, Aquifoliales, Aquifoliaceae. The record is from the annotation of a GenBank genome assembly.